Lachancea mirantina is the source of this 1395-nucleotide messenger RNA. Lineage: Eukaryota; Fungi; Ascomycota; Saccharomycetes; Saccharomycetales; Saccharomycetaceae. The record is from the annotation of a GenBank genome assembly.
AUGGCCAGUAAUGUUGCGCGUUUAUCUUCAAGGAACAAGAUCGUAAGGCUUUUUUACGGUAUAAUUCUCACGUUUUUGGCAUGGAAAUUCAUCUUUAGAAGAGCAGGUUUACAAAAACUGAAUGAACCUAACGAUUUUUCCGAAGUCGCCGUAGGCUCCAAGGUUGACGAUGUCUUUUUUGCGGGCUGCCGGGAUCCGUUUGCAUAUACAGAACAAGCUGGGUAUCAACGACAAAAUGCGACGUUUGUCAUGUUGACCCGGAACAAUGAAUUGAAAGACGUCCUAGCGACAAUGAGAAGCUUGGAACGCCAUUUCAACCAAUGGUUUAUGUAUCCAUACGUUUUUUUGAAUGAAGAUCCGUUUACUGAAGAAUUCCAAGAGCGUGUUCGUGACGCUACAGCGGCAGAUGUUAGCUUCGGACUUGUCGAAGAAUCCGAUUGGGAGUUUCCUCGCGAUGUGCGGCAAUCUGCCGAGUUUAAAGAGUAUAUUGCGGACCAAGGAGAUCGUGGGAUCAUGUACGGAAACAUGGAGUCCUAUCACAAAAUGUGUCGUUUCUAUUCGGGAACGUUUUUCAAACAUCCACUAGUUGCGCGCAACAGGUGGUACUGGCGCAUCGAGCCAGAUGUCGAGUUUUUUUGCGAUAUAACUUACGAUCCGUUCUACGAAAUGGAAAUCCGGAACAAGAAGUACGCGUUCACGGUUUUGAUCAGAGAACUCUACUGGACAGUGCCGAACCUGUUCCGCCAGACGAGAAGUUUUGUGCGGGAACACGGGAUCAAAGUGGGCCACCCGUUAUGGCGUGUUUUUGUUGAUGAGCGCAAGCAGCACGAGCCGGAGCCUUUAGAGAAUAUCGAUCCGAGAGACCGGCUUGCUGCCCUGAUCUCGCGCGCAACGAAUCCACUGCCCAUUGAAGAGGACAAGUUCGAUAACGAAGAAUACAAUCUAUGCCAUUUUUGGACCAAUUUCGAGAUUGCGCGUGUUGAUAUUUUUAAUAGCCGCAUUUAUCAGGCGUACUUCGAGCAUCUCGAGAACUCGGGAGGGUUUUGGACCGAGCGGUGGGGCGAUGCACCUGUACACUCCCUAGGCCUGGCAUUGUCGCUCAAAAUCGAAGAUAUACACUAUUUCCGUGACAUAGGCUACCAACAUUCAACGCUUGCGCAUUGUCCGGCCAAUCGAGCCGGCGCACAGCUUCCGUACGUGACGAAUCCCGAACAUGCUCGCAUUUUCGCCUCUAAAUCGUCCCGAUCCGCUUCCAUUUUCCGUAGAUUUACCCGUUUCCGCAGCCCAGAAACCGAGUACGGCGUCGGCUGCAGAUGCGAGUGUCCACGCAAACGGGACGUCGAAGACAAUGCCUGGGAAUGUUUCGCCAAGUGGUACGAAGCAACGCGGCCUUGA